Molecule: messenger RNA, 2230 nt
Organism: Saccostrea cuccullata (small rock oyster)
Lineage: Eukaryota; Metazoa; Mollusca; Bivalvia; Ostreida; Ostreidae
Exons: 11
Coding region: 26-1564 (512 amino acids)
Source: RefSeq, a predicted model, not a curated record
CAGCAAGAGCAAAACAAGAAGUUGAAUGAAAAUGGAGAUUGCCCUUGUUGCAAACGUCCCACGUGCCUCAUUGUCUUUUGAUUUGACUGCUCACAAUAAUGCAUUACAACUGAAUAUGGAAGAGUUAAAAGUAUUCCUCUCCGCUAACAUUAAAAUUGAGGAAAGGGAAGAGAAAAGAGAGGUGUGCGAUAUAACAUAUCUUGAAAGUGGGCACGAAGAGACUUGGGAUUAUUCAGUCAUCAUAUAUGGCUUUGAGUUUAGAUACUUGGGCAGAACUAAGUUGGUUGAGUUAAGUUUCUGGGAUGGUUCCUCUCAGUUAAGGCCUUGGAAAUCCGACAUUUGUACAAGCAAUGAGAGCCCCUUGUCCUUUUUUUUCAGACUGGAGAUAGAGGGAAUAGUUCAAAGGAAAGAAGGUAAUACUAGGAUUAAAAAUGGACUUUUGACGCUGAAAGCAGAGGUGACUCUGAAUUCUAAGUCUGCAAGGCAUUUACCUCUUAAACAGUUGAUGCCAGAUGAGUCAUCAAAUUCGGUGUCUUCAUCUCUAAAAUCUGCUGUAGAAAUCCUCAACAAUAAACUGCCAGAGGAUGAGGACACAAUAAAUGGAAUACAGUUAGAAACAUUUGAGUGUUUUGAAUCUGUAGAGCCUCUAUCAAUUACGGUUCCUUCAUCUCCACAAAAUGCUGAAGAAAUCCUCUACAAUAAAAUGCCAGAAGAAGAGGACACGAUGAAUGACACCAAUUUAGAAGGAACAGAGUGUUAUAUCCAAGAAGGGUUUGGGACACUGAACACAGACAAAAAGCCAGAUAAAGAGUUCAUCAUGAAGAAUGAAAAUAAAAAUGAAAACACAUCAGAAAGAUCAAAGUAUGGAGCAGCAAAGUCUUAUGAAGACUUUCCAUUCUUCCACCAGAAAUUGAUUUGGCUAUUUCAGCUUCCAAUAGCUGUAGUUGUAGCAAUCAUCAUUGGAUAUUUUUCCAUACUGACUCAUUCCAUGCAACAUGUAUUAGUACCAAUCAUUUUGGUGAUCUCUAGGUCAUACGCAGAGCCGUGUAUACCAGAGGCUACACUUGAAGUUGGAAAUGUUACUCCUCUCAAACCUUGUGAAACGUGUGAUUUCUACAAACUCAACUGCCAAGGCAAUAAUAUAUCUGUGUGCUUGAAUAUUUUCCCGACUACACAAUUUGCAGUAGGAUGUGCUCCAAAUAUCUGCAUAAAUGAUGGAUGCCCUGAGUGGAAUGGGGGAAAGGGAUCAUACAAAAUUCAAUACAGAAAUGGAGAGUGUGGUUCCACUUGCCCAGGGCAUUUUAGUCUUGCUGAGUGGAUCAAAAACUGCACCAUAUCACCACCCCCCUCAUUUGGAGCCAACUGUCUUUUAACAACAUCUGGAGGAAAAGGAUCUGAUCAUGUUACAAUAAUCGUAGCUAGUUUCUUAGUAGCUGUAGUGGGAAUAGUAGUAGUAGUAGGACUUCUGAUCCUUCGAAAAAAGAAGCUAUUGUGCUUCAAAAAUAGAGGACGCGGUGAGGAAAGUGUACCAGAAGGUGAAAAUUUAAAUCCAAGUAGGAAGUAGAUCUUCUGAUAUGCAUGUUUGAUGCUGUUUGUGCUAUAAACCAUGCGAGAUGUAAUCUGGUAUAAAAUAUUUCCAGGGUCUGGACCAUCAGUUGUUAAAUGAUGAAAUUUUAUGAAUUUCUGAAUCAACAACAUUUUAAUGGUGGACCAAUAGUAACGAUUUUAGAUCGACUCGUGGAAUUUUUGAAUCAUGCAUCGUUCAUUGAAUGAUUACUAGUAUUUUCCAAGUUUAUAUGUAUUUUAUUUUUCACUUCUUAGGAGAAAAAACUCUAAGAAUUAUACACUUUUCUAAACUUGUGACAUGAUAUUAAGUCUCUUUCAAAGACAAAAAUUGGAGGUGCACAUUUUGUAACAAUGAUUCUUUGGAAAAUUCGGUGGUAAAAGCGAAGCAUAACAGACGGAUGGAUAGACGGACGUAAAGCUAGACGGACAGAUAUUCAUUAUCAUUUAAGACCUACCUGCUUUUCAAACUGGGAAGUCCAUAAAACAAACGCCUGGGACAUUACUGCAUAAAAGGAAAGUUGAGAAGUUGAAUUCAUUUGUCAUUCAGUGUAUUUGUUAGUUAGCCAUAUUUUUUUUAAUUCAGUAAAUAUUUAGGUUUGAAACAGGUAUUUCAGGCUUUGAUACGAUUUAACUAUUGUUGACUAUAUUUAUAUAAUAGUGUUGC